ACUUUCCUUCUUCAGUUCUUCCGCGACAGCGCGGGAUUCCUCUUCUUCCUCCCGAGUCUGACUCCGUCUUGUCUUCGCGAGUUCUAAGAUUCUGGAAUUUCGCUUCACUUCACUGAUUCGCUUUCCUGAAGAGGACUGCACAAAUUUGGGCUUCGAUUUCUCAGUUCCGCAAAGCUGGAUAGGCAUAGAGAAGACCGCUAUGGUUCCGACCAAGAUUCCCACCCGUACCGUCACUCUGCAGCUCCUUCUCGCUUCUCGGACUCCCCGAUGAACCAUCAAGACAGUCGCUGGAGCCCCAAUAACUUCCGUGGCGGCGUUGCCGGAGGUAACCGUCGGCCUUUCGACAGCCCGCCGCGCUUCUCUACUCCCGGUGCUGCUAAUUUUCGCCCAAUGGGAACUGGCGGGGGGUUCCGUCCAAUUCCUGGUACUGGCGGUGGUUUUGGGUCCAGUUUCCAGCCGCUUCCUGUUGCAGGACAGAAACGGGGCUAUCCUUUCGCCGGCCGUGGAAGUUCUCCAGAUCAUUCGGACAGAAGCAGUUUUGCCAAGCUGUUUGUUGGAUCCGUUCCAAGGACAGUUACAGAAGAAGAUAUUCGCCCAUUGUUUGAAGAACAUGGAAAUGUGAUUGAAGUAGCUUUGAUAAAGGAUAAGAGAACAGGCCAGCAACAAGGAUGUUGUUUUGUAAAAUAUACAACCCCAGAAGAAGCUGAUAGAGCAAUUAGGAACUUGCACAAUCAACAUACCCUUCCUGGGGGAGCAGGCCCAAUUCAAGUUCGAUAUGCUGAUGGAGAGCAGGAGCGUCUCGGUGCAGUUGAGUACAAAUUGUUUGUUGGUUCAUUAAAUAAACAAGCCACAGAAAAAGAAGUCAAGGAAAUCUUUUCUCCAUAUGGAGUAGUUGACGAUGUUUACCUCAUGCGGGAUGAAAUGAAACAGAGUCGUGGGUGUGGAUUUGUGAAGUAUUCACAAAAGGAUAUGGCACUGGCGGCUAUAAAUGCACUUAAUGGAAGGUUUACAAUGGGAGGUUGUGAUCAACCAUUAAGCGUUCGCUUUGCUGACCCAAAGAAGCCUAGAUCUGGAGAUUCAAGGGGCACUCCUGCAUUUGGAGGUCCGGGUUUUGGUUCUCGCUUUCAAGCACCAGGUCCGAGCAGACCAAUGCCUAAUUUUGGUGAAUUUAUGGGUGAUCGAGUUCCAAUUGAUGUACGAGGUUUCAGGCCACCUGUUGAUGCUGGUGCUUUUCCCUUUGGGGGUCAGUUGCCUCCUAGGUCCAGUGAAAUGGGACUGCCUUUGAACUUGGGUGGUCCUGGUAGUGGGUUUAGAGGUUCCAAUCCUGGGUUAGCCUCUCCAGCAUCCUCUGCUUCUCAACAGUCUGCCAGCCAGCAUCCAUCACUUGGCCUCCAAGCGUCGCCCGUGCUAAAGGCCGUUCAGUCAACAACACAGUUGCCACCUUCAAGUCAAUUGCACCCUCAUGGUCCUUCCUAUUCUCAGCCACAUUCAACUGCAGCAUUAGCACAACAGCAUAAUCAACCACAAAUUUUCAACUCUUCUGGUCAACUGCCAUUCAGUCUGCCCGCACCUUCCCAAGAGUUACCUAGCAUUGGUGCACAGUUUCCGGUAUCUCAGGCUAUGGUCCAGCCGGGUGCCUCAUCAGCUGCCCCUAAUCAACAGCAACGUCCUACACCGAUUCAGCCACGGCAGAAUUCACCUUCUCAGUUAGCACACAUGUUGUCACAACAAAAACAAACUCUCCAUGCUAGUUUUCAGUCUUCCCAGCAGGCAUUCUCUCAGCUACAGCAGCAGUUGCAGUCGAUACAACCAUCGAAUCAAAGCUCAACGUUGCAGCCGAGUUCCCGGACUAUUAAUCAGCAGUCUCACUGGACAGGGGUUGUGCCACACACAGCUACCAGUGCCACUUCUGCAACAUCAGAUACACAUAAAUCUACAGUUCCUCCUGUAGCUAUAAAUACCAGCAAUUGGACAGAGCACACUUCUCCUGAUGGUUAUAAAUACUAUUAUAAUAGUGUUACUGGUGAGAGUAAGUGGGAGAGACCUCAAGAGCUUUCGGCGAUCGAGCAACAACAAAAGCCACCAGUAAUGCAGCCUCUUAACCAGUCACGUCCUCAACUACUACCUACCCAGCAACUCUCUCAAACUCCCCAAGCCCAGCUUCAAACUCGGUUCCAGACACCGACGCCCCACCCUCAGCUGGUACAGCAACCUUCAUUUCAUUCACAGGAAGGCACUUAUACAAAAUUGCAGACAGCUAAUAGCUCGGUAAAUGAUCCUACUCGCUUCCACCAGGGACUUCAAGCAAGUCAUGAAUGGGCAUGGAAGAAUAAAUAAUCAACAGGAGCUCGAAAUGGAUCAAUGAGAUCUACAGGUCAGCUGGUGCAUCUGCCAUUGAAGUUGUGAGAUGAAGAUAUUAGGCUGCUGCUGCUGCCUUGAAGUUCUAAGGCAGAGAACAGCUUUGUAAGGUACAAAAACCACAUAUAGGAUGAUAUUCUGUUGCAGUUAAUAGCGUGGCACUGUAGAGAACAUUUAAAUGCAUCGGCUUAGUUACAACAUAAUGUUAUGAAUGUAUCAUAUUGCUAAAAAUCUAUGUAUUGCUCAUAAACUUGUAUGUCCUUAUAUAUUACAUCUUAGUUUCUCAGCAGAUACGGGCGGCUCUUUUGUUUCAUUACAUCUUAGAAAUUGGAGUUGAAGAGAAUAUGUAGACUUUCUUUU
Cucurbita maxima (winter squash) is the source of this 2718-nucleotide messenger RNA. Its product is annotated as flowering time control protein FCA-like. The record is from RefSeq and is a predicted model, not a curated record. NCBI's taxonomy places the organism in Eukaryota, Viridiplantae, Streptophyta, Magnoliopsida, Cucurbitales, Cucurbitaceae. Bases 268 to 2337 code for a protein of 689 amino acids. Gene Ontology annotation, cellular component: ribonucleoprotein complex; nucleus; cytoplasm. The transcript has 18 exons. Gene Ontology annotation, molecular function: mRNA binding; protein binding.